CUGUGUUGUCAGCAGUAACCUCGUGGUGUCGUGGAAAUUUGUGUGUGACAUUCUCCAGGUAAUUUAUAAGCGUUUAUAAACUGCAAACAAGAAUAAGUGAAGAAAUGUGUUUCGGAAGUAAAUUAACAUGGUUAUGUUCAUAACAACUAAAUACCUGAGUUGUUUGUGCUUGUUUUUGGCCUGACCGGUAAAAUCGCUACGUGUAUCUAAGUAAAAGAAACGGCUGAGUGUGUGACGUGCUGUCAGGAGCAGUUUGUCUACGAAGUAAUCUCCUCAUAUACUUCGUGGCUAACGAGAAAAGGCCGACAGUGAAAUUCAAAGGUUGUCCAUACUGUAGAACUGAAGCGAUGGACCAGGAGCCAACUAAGUGGAUAAAAAAAGAUGAAACUCAUGAAGUACAAACUGAGUUACACUUCAUAGCCCAAGAUUAUGCAUGCAGCAUGAAUGUAAAAGAAGAGUUGGAGGAGGGUGUGAAUAAAGAGUUUCUUGAAGACCCAUUAAAGGCUGGCGACCCUAGUGUUUGCAUAAAGCAAGACCCCGAACUGAAACACCAUGCUGCUGGAUCUGAGCAUAAUUCGGUUGAAGAUCCAUUGGGAAUAUCUUUGUCCACUGAUUUUAUCAAGGAGGAUCCUGAAUUAAAUAUAACUGAGAAUACUGUGGAAACCUCAACAAGAUGUGCAUCUGAUAGUGCAAGAUUUACUCAGACUACUGGUGGGAGUUGCAGCAUAUCAUGUGAAGAAACUUGUCACCAUAGACUGGUCCAGGAUGAGUUGAUGAUAGACAUGGAGAAGUCAACACAAGGGUUCAGUACCAAUACAGAAGAUGUGACUAUUGAUAAGGAAUGCUCAGUUGCCACCCAAUAUGACUGUAGUACGAGGGAAAAGGAAUUACAUGUAUAUAGCUGUAAUUUCUGCCAACAGAGCUUUUCUUCAAAAUACAGACUCAUAAUGCAUGUGUUUAUGCACAUUGAUGGAACGCAACCACCUUCGUAUGUUUGUAAGUGGUGUGGUGAGGUAUUUCACAGUAAUGUUGGCUUGAAAAAGCAUAUGGCAAUGAGUAAGAAUUGUCAAGUUUUAACUGCUGACAGUCAUGAAAAAUAUGCACAUAGUGAUGAGCAUCAAACCACUACCUCGUUGGAUAGCGAGGCAGAAGUUUCUGUCACAGAACACAAUGACCAGUCUUCAUGUAAGGAAACUUGGAAAGAUUCAAAGAAGCCCUCUAAUGACAUAUGUAACACACAUAUGACAAAUGAUAGAGAGAAAACAAGUAAUUAUGGAACUUUGUCUAUAGCUGUUAAUGUCAGCGCCCAGGCUGAUCUACUUACUGCCAACAGAACUGACAGAUGUGGUAUUUGUGGCAAAUUGUUUGCUAGGUCAGGUGAUCUCGAGAGACAUGUUUCCAUUCAUACUGGGAAAAGACUUCACAAAUGUGAUUUUUGUGAGAAAUGGUUUGCCCAGUCACGUUAUCUAAAGGCUCACACAUUAAUUCACACUGGAAAGAAACCUUACAUGUGCGAGAUUUGUGGGAAAUCUUUUACUAUGUUAGGUGGUCUUAAGAAACAUUCAUUACUUCACACUGGAAAUAAACCUCACAAAUGUGAGAUUUGUGGGAAAUCAUUUACUAUAUUAGGCAAUCUUAACAAACACAUAUUAAUUCACACUGGCAAGAAACCUCACAAAUGUGAGAUGUGUGGGAAAGCUUUUGUGUUUUCAAGCUAUCUGAAGGCACACUCAUUAAUUCACAAUGGAAGGAAACUUCACAAAUGUGAGAUUUGUGGGAAAUCUUUUACUAUAUUAGGUAAUCUGAAGAAACAUUUAUUAAUUCACACUGGAAAUAAACCCCACAAAUGUGAGAUUUGUGGGAAAUCUUUUGCUAGGGCAGAUCAUUGCAAGACACACACAUUAUUUCACAUUGGAAAUAAACGUCACAAAUGUGAGAUUUGUGGGAAAUCUUUUACUAUAUUAGCCAAUCUUAACAAACACUUAUUAAUUCACACUGGAAAGAAACCUCACAAAUGUCAGAUUUGUGGGAAAUCUUUUGCUGCGUCAGGCUAUCUCAAGAAUCAUGUUUUAAUUCACAGUGGAAAGAAACCGCACAAAUGUGAGAUUUGUGGGAAAUCUUUCACUAUGUCAAGCCAUCUCAAGAAACACGUAUUAAUUCACACUGGAAAGAAACCCUACAUGUGCGAGAUUUGUGGGAAAUCUUUUACUAUGUUAGGUGAUCUCAACAAACAUGUAUUAAUUCACACUGGAAAGAAACCUCACAAAUGUGAGAUUUGUGGGAAAUCUUUUACUGUAUUAGGCAAUCUUAACAAACACGUAUUAAUUCACAAUGGAGAGAAACCUCACAAGUGUGAGAUUUGUGGCAAAUCUUUUACUAUGUUAGGUGAUCUCAAGAAACACUCAUUAAUUCAUACUGGAAAUAAACCUCACAAAUGUGAGAUUUGUGGGAAAUCUUUUGCUAGGGCAGAUAAUUGCAAGACACACUCACAAUUUCACACUGGAAGUAAACGUCACAAAUGUGAGAUUUGUGGGAAAUCUUUUACUAUAUUAGGCAAUCUUAACAAACAUUUAUUAAUUCACACUGGAAAGAAACCCCACAAAUGUGAGAUUUGUGGGAAAUCUUUUACUAUGUUAGGUGAUCUCAAGAAACAUGUAUUAAUUCACACUGGAAAGAAACCUCAUAAAUGUGAGAUUUGUGGGAAAUCUUUUACUAUAGUAGGCAAUCUUAACAAACACGUCUUAAUUCACACUGGAGAGAAGCCUCACAAAUGUGAGAUAUGUGGGAAAGCAUUUGCGUUGUCAUGCUAUCUGAAGGAACACAUAUUAAUUCACACUGGAAAGAAACCUUACAUGUGCGAGAUUUGUGGGAAAUCUUUUACUAUGUCAGGUAAUCUCAAGAAACAUUCAUUAAUUCACACUGGAAAGAAACCUCUCAAAUGUGAGAUCUGUGACAAAAGUUUCACUUACUUGGAUACUCUCAAGACACAUGCAUUACUUCACGUCAGAAAGAAAAUGUAAUUAUGUGUUAGUUUACACAAAUAGGUUUUCGUGGUUGGUGCCCUGAAGGCCUAUAAAAUAAUGUAUGUACCAGGGGACAAUAAAUUGUACUUUCGGUGAAAUAACUUUAAAAUCUAGUAGAAUUGUGAAAAAACUUGUAAUGAUGUGUACUAUAGAGUGCUAACAGAUAAUGUGACAAAAAAUUCAUAUAUGUAGCUUCAGAUGCCAUGAAAUCGUAUUACCAAAUACUCAAGAAACAUGAAUCAAAUAUGUUUUUGUCAUUAGCACUGCUGCUUUUUCCUAUUACCUUGUGACAAGAAGAUUGUGAAUUGUGAUAAAUCCUUACAUUUGUCAGUAAUCAUAAGUAUCUUGCAAUAUUCAGUAUAAGGCCAAGGAAAUGUGAUGACUUGCUGCUUAAUAUUCCAAACAAAGUCAUCAUGUAGUACAUGUAACUCUGUAUUUUAGAAACAGUGACUGUAAAAAGCACUUGCUUCAUUGAGGCUAGUAAACUCAAUACUGGAGAAACAUGAUUAUAACAAUUAUUUUACUCAGAUAUGUUUUCGCAAGAGACUUGGUGUGUCAUUAAUAGUGUGUACAUUUGUGUUCUGUUGGUAGUAAUCCUGCAUUAGUAAACGUAACAACAAAUAUAAGAACCUGCUUAAUAGCAUAUUUGGCCACCUUUGGAAUGCAGUAGUUUGAAAAUUCUAAAUGAUAUGGACUUGACACAUCAUUUACAUGUUUCUGGGUGUAUGUUGCACCAGUUGUAUUCCACACGUUUAGAUUAGCUAAAUGGUAUGGUCAAGACAUCAGUGUUAGUUACCAUGCUACUCAGACCAUGCACAUGUGACAUGGACAAUUAUCCUGCUGAAAGAUGCCUCCACUAUGGGAGACCACACCAGGAAUGAAGGAAUCCAUGCAGUUGCAAUAAAUGUCACGUAGUCUGCAACUGUCAUGAUGCCUUCUGUUGCUAACAGGUGUCCCACAGGAGCCAAAGUGA
This is a messenger RNA of Schistocerca americana (American grasshopper), 3996 nucleotides long. Its product is annotated as zinc finger protein 708-like. NCBI's taxonomy places the organism in Eukaryota, Metazoa, Arthropoda, Insecta, Orthoptera, Acrididae. Gene Ontology annotation, molecular function: RNA polymerase II cis-regulatory region sequence-specific DNA binding; DNA-binding transcription factor activity, RNA polymerase II-specific. Gene Ontology annotation, biological process: regulation of transcription by RNA polymerase II. The transcript has 8 exons. The coding region runs from base 348 to 3020 and encodes 890 amino acids. The record is from RefSeq and is a predicted model, not a curated record.